Molecule: messenger RNA, 1146 nt
Organism: Chilo suppressalis (striped riceborer)
Lineage: Eukaryota; Metazoa; Arthropoda; Insecta; Lepidoptera; Crambidae
Source: the annotation of a GenBank genome assembly
AUGGGUCGGAAAAAAAUACAAAUAUCCCGGAUCACGGACGAACGGAAUCGGCAGGUGACGUUCAACAAACGUAAAUUCGGUGUAAUGAAGAAGGCCUACGAAUUGAGCGUGCUCUGCGACUGUGAGAUAGCACUCAUCAUAUUUAGCUCGAACAACAAACUCUACCAAUAUGCAAGCACGGACAUGGAUAAAGUUCUUCUUAAAUAUACUGAAUACAACGAGCCACAUGAGUCGCUGACCAACCGCAACAUCAUCGAGGCCCUAACGAAGAAAGAGCAUAAGAACGGAGUGAUGUCACCCGACAGCCCUGAAGCCGAACCGGAAUACAAUCUGACGCCAAGGACCGAAGCCAAAUACUCGAAGAUCGAUGAGGAAUUCCAAAUGAUGAUGCAAAGGAACCAAUUGAACGGGAGUCGAGUAGGUGUGGGCGUGACGGGAAGCAACUACAAUCUCCCCGUAAGCGUCCCAGUCGGCGGAUACGACCAGUCACUGUUACAAGCUAGUCCACAAAUGCAUACCUCCAUAAGUCCACGGCCAUCCUCUUCGGAAACUGAUUCUGUAUAUCCCAGCGGCGGAAUGCUUGAAAUGUCUAACGGGUAUCCUGGGUCGGGGUCGCCGCUGGGCGCGGCGUGCACCCCGUCGCCGUCGCCGGGCCCCGCGCCGUCGCCGCACCGCCACGCGCACAAGUCGCACGCGCAUGCGCACGCGCCGCCGCCCCACCACUCGCCGCGACACAACAACCUGCGGAUCGUGCUGCCUACCACGAUGCCGCCGCCCCAAGACGACCUAUCUUACACUGGAGAGACACCGCUUAGCUACUCGGGAAUCGGCAACUUCGGACCACAGGACUUCAGCAUGACAUCGGACAUGGGACUCGGACUAUCAUGGGGUGCACACCAGCUGCAGACGCUACAGCACAACAGGUACAUUAACAGCCUGCCAGUUCUCGGCGGCGGGGGAACGCCGCCACCGGCCGCGUCUCCAAGCAGUGUGAAGAUCAAAGCGGAGCCCGUGUCACCGCCCCGCGCGCCCGACCACAUGCACCGCGCGCCCGCGCCGCCCGCGCCUGCGCCUGCGCCCGCGCACCUGUCCGCCGUCAUCGAUGGUGCGUACAUACAGCCACACAUCGGCCGCAUGAGAUCAUAG